Messenger RNA from Lotus japonicus, 701 nucleotides. RefSeq names its product autophagy-related protein 8f. NCBI's taxonomy places the organism in Eukaryota, Viridiplantae, Streptophyta, Magnoliopsida, Fabales, Fabaceae. Gene Ontology annotation, biological process: cellular response to nitrogen starvation. The transcript is spliced from 6 exons. The record is from RefSeq and is a predicted model, not a curated record. Bases 162 to 530 code for a protein of 122 amino acids.
AAUUGAUAUAAAUAUUUGGAAAAAAGAGUAAUAAACACAGUACCCACAUUUUGCUUUCAUUGAAGCAAACACGCCCUUCUAGGACUUCUGAUCAUCAACAGAUAAGAGCAAGAGCAAGAGCGAGCGUUGAUUUUCUUCGAUCGUCUUCUUCACGAGGGAGAAUGGCAAAGAGUUAUUUCAAACAAGAGCAUGAUCUUGAGAAGAGAAGAGCUGAGGCUGUUAGGAUUAGAGAGAAAUAUCCAGACCGUAUUCCGGUAAUUGUGGAGAAGGCAGAAAGAAGUGAUAUCCCAAGUAUUGACAAGAAGAAGUACCUCGUCCCAGCUGAUCUCACAGUUGGACAAUUUGUCUAUGUUAUCCGCAAAAGAAUUAAAUUAAGUGCAGAAAAGGCAAUUUUUAUAUUUGUGGACAAUGUCCUUCCACCUACAGGAGCAAUUAUGUCUGCCAUAUAUGAUGAGAAAAAGGAUGAAGAUGGGUUUCUUUAUGUUACUUACAGUGGGGAGAACACCUUUGGAGAUCUUACUUCCCACUAGGAUUUUAUAGCUUCACACUAUAUGAUCCAAUUGCACCGUCAUUGUCUUGUCUCAUAAAUUUGUGAUGGUACUCAAUAUCAAACAACAUUGCUCUCAAUGUCAUGUGCAGUUGUAUAUAAAUUCCAAUAACAUGUUCAAUGUUAACAAGUUUCCUUGUUUUCAGUGUUUCAA